Messenger RNA from Oryzias melastigma (Indian medaka), 2235 nucleotides. Its product is annotated as olfactory receptor class A-like protein 1. Gene Ontology annotation, cellular component: membrane. The record is from RefSeq and is a predicted model, not a curated record. The coding region runs from base 1086 to 2027 and encodes 313 amino acids. The transcript has a single exon. Gene Ontology annotation, biological process: G protein-coupled receptor signaling pathway. Lineage: Eukaryota; Metazoa; Chordata; Actinopteri; Beloniformes; Adrianichthyidae. Gene Ontology annotation, molecular function: pheromone receptor activity.
UUUAAUGUUGUGUUGUAUCACAUGUCAUAGAAUUAAAGUUAUGAUGGGGGCUGGUUGUCCCUUGUGCCACCAAUUAGUGCAGACAUGCAUUAUUACAUGAGCUUUCUAAUUGUCUUGCUCCUCUGUGUCUAUUACUGCGCUCCCCGGACAGACAGGAGGACAGGAGUGGGCACCCAAGCACCAGCUGUGCAUAUAAAAGCUCCUAAAUGCCAUCUUCGAUUGUUACCCAAGAUGUUAGGCAUAAAUCUCUGGGGUAAAUGGGAUUUUAAUAGCUUGGAGGCUUAAAAAAAGUAAAGAAAAUUGAUUCUGGUUAAUUGCAAGAAAUCAUUGAGAAAAAUGAAGAACUUGUUGAAGUGUUCAUAAAGUGAUUUAUUGAAAUGUAUAAAUGCAGCUCAAGUAUUUAAUUUUAUUUUUAAAAGUAAAGCCACAUUUAAUAAGUAUCUUUUGAGAUACACUUUUAAAUUGAACAUUCAAUUCUGUCCUCGUCUAUGAGAAACAGUAGAAGAAAUUUUUGUAUUUUGUAACUGCAGGCAUGUGAAAACUAUUCCUGUUGUCAAUGUUAUUUUUUAAAUAAGACAAUAAUAAACAGAUCCACUUUGUUGGCUCUCUGACUAAAUUAGAGUUUAACUUUUUUUUUUUUUUGCUAAAAGUUACAAACUGCUGUGAAUGUGUUGUUGGUUCUUGGAAGACACUAAAGCUGCCAUUUUAAAAUGUUCCAAUAACUUUAUGCUUGUGGAAUGUGUUGGGGUCUACUUCGUAGGUGUUUUGAUUAAAAGGCCACUUUAGACAAUCAUGUGAUUCUGUUUUCUGGUCCUGAUUGUCCUGUGAGACUCUUUGAGUUAUUUUUUCAAAUUAAUUUCCCAAACUGGGCUGUCUUUACUGAUAGUCUUGAGGGGCAACGAGGUUUAUAAACCACAGUUUCCCACUGAGAGACUUUGUCAUUUCGAUCCAGGUAGGAAUCCUUUUUGCAUGGUUAACACAAGCUAUUGUCUUGUGUUGUCAUUUGAUUAAUUUAUUGUGGAUGAUGCCUUGUUUUAAUGUAAUUCUUCAUCUGUUUUGCAAGUUUUUGUGCAGGUGGCUCCAUCAUGGAUCUGUGUGUGACCAUCAAAGGCGUCUCCUUUCUUUUGCAAACGGGUUUGGGCAUCCUGGGGAACUCUGUGGUGCUUCUGGCGUACAGCCACAUCAUUUGCACCGAACCGAAGCUCCUUCCUGUAGACAUGAUCCUGUGCCACCUCGCCUUUGCCAACUUGAUACUGCUUCUGACUCGUUGCGUACCCCAGACUAUGACAGUGUUUGGGCUGAAGGACCUCUUGAACGAUCCUGGCUGUAAGGUGGUCAUAUACGCUUAUCGUAUUGGCCGGGCUUUGUCGGUCUGCAUCACCUGCAUGCUCAGUGUGUUUCAAGCAGUGACCAUCGCCCCAGCUGGGCCCUUUCUGUCCAGAUUGAAGCCUGCACUGUCCUCCCUGGUCGUCCCAACCUUUGCAGGACUGUGGCUCCUCAACAUGGCCGUUUGCAUAGCAGCCCCUUUCUUUUCCAUGGCUCCACGAAAUGGCACCAUCCUGCCUUUUACACUCAACCUUGGCUUCUGUCAUGUGGACUUCAGAGACAACCUUUCAUAUGUUAUUAAUGGAGUGGCUGUGUCUGUUAGGGACUUUGCAUUUGUUGCCCUGAUGGUGGGCUCCAGCGGGUACAUUCUCCUGCUUCUCCAUCGACACAGUCGUCAGGUGAGAGUGAUACGUCGCUCACACGGCAACGGAGCAGAAACCAGGGCAGCCAAGACGGUACUGACCCUGGUGAUACUCUACGUAGUUUUCUUCGGUAUUGAUAACGUGAUCUGGAUCUACAUGUUGACUGUGUCAAAGGUGUCACCAGUGGUGGCUGAUAUGAGGGUUUUCUUCUCCUCCUGCUACGCCUCUCUCAGUCCCUACUUCAUCAUCUCCUCAAACAAGAAGGUCAAGGGGAAAAUAGUGUGUGCAGCUGAGCAAGACCAGCCAUCAGUGGAGACUCAGGAGUCAAAUGACAAAUGAUUCUGUCUCUGUCUUGGCAGCAAACCGACUCGCCUUUGCUGCGGCAGCGUUUUUCAGCGACAUCUUAUCGAUUGAUAUGCCUGGUGUUCUGACAAGCACUGGACCAUUAAAUGAUGAGAAGCUUGUGUAUUUUAUUUCUUUCAAAACAACAGUUUGUUCCACAUUUAUUUUUAAAGGAUUGUUUUAUUGUCAGUGCAUUAUUGUACAC